AUGUCUCUGAAAAUACCCAUAUUCCUUGUUGUUUUUGCCCUGACAACUACUGCCAGACCUGUGGAAGAGCCCACCGCCGAGCAGCUGAAACAGGGUCGAUACGCGGAGAUCGUUCGCAACUUCUUCAUGCGCUUCAAGGAGUUAGUGGUGGAAAUGGUCAAGAAUUUCACCGAGGCUGGUGGACGAGUCAAGGUCAAAACCGAGGUAAAAAGAGUUUUUGCAAGCAUAUGCCAAAUAUCAAUCUCUGACCAAUUUAGCUCGGUCAGACAGAAAACACUUUUUGGCCUCAUCUUUUCCAGUUUCAUUAACAGGGGAAGUAGCCCAAGUGCGACGCUCAGAUUUUCUUUAAAUUCUGCACACACGUCGACCAUGAACUAGGCAUCAAUUCCUGAAAGUUUUAGCUCGCGCUGUCGAGAGAAUACACUAAACGCGGAGAGUGGUCAGAGAGAAAAACACUUUUCGGCCAUAACUUUGCUAGUUUCCCGCAAAAUUAUUCUAAAUCUAUGCCAAGUUUCGUCGAAAUCUGAGCGUCGCACUUGGGGGUACUUCCCUUGUAAGAAAAAAAUAAUUUUUUUUUUCUGGAAACACUACUCUUUGUAGUGCUAGUCGUCCCAGAAAGUGCGUAGACUUUUUCUCGCGGCGCACAGUGCCAGGCACCCCUAAUAUGGGUGCCUGACUGAAUAUGAACUGACUAAAUAUGAACUGACUGAAUAUGAACUGUGGUACUGAUUGAAUAUGAAAUUUGGCAAAUUUGGUCUAUUUCAAGGACUAUAUAGUACCAAGUGCUAAAAAUGUGUUUUUGGGCUGUACUAAGCACCAAACCAACAUCAUUACCGCCUUAAGCCCAAAUUUCCACCUCGUACUAAAUAGUACCAAUUGGUACUUUAUAGUACCAAGUGCUAAAAUGUGUUUUUGGGCUGUGCUAAGCACCAAACCAACACCAUUACCAGCCAAAUUUUCACUUCGUACUAAAUAGUACCAGGUAGUACUGUUUAGCACCAAGUGUUAAAAAAGUCUUUUUUAAGCAGUACUAGACACCAAAACAACACCAUUAACGUCUAAAGGUGUUAUAAGUCGAAAAAAUUUUAAAAAGAGUCCUUCAUCGGAACCUAGGUAGUAACAGUAACUGAAACCCGGUUUUCAUAUUCAGUCAGUUCAUAUUCAGUCUCCCUUCGGACUAAUAUUCGUCCCUUACAUAUUAUUUUUUUAUUCCAGAUCUCAACGGAAUUGGAAAAAUUGAACCCUGAAAUCGUCGAGCAACUGAAACAGUUCGAGAACCUGGAACUCCCUCCGACUAUGAACGUUACCCACUUUGAGAUGUCUUGGAAUGCGAAAGACGCGGACUUUCUUAAUCUCUUACGGUCGUAA
Molecule: messenger RNA, 1368 nt
Organism: Bursaphelenchus xylophilus (pine wood nematode)
Lineage: Eukaryota; Metazoa; Nematoda; Chromadorea; Rhabditida; Aphelenchoididae
Source: the annotation of a GenBank genome assembly